This is a messenger RNA of Phymastichus coffea, 2905 nucleotides long. RefSeq names its product zinc finger protein 160-like. NCBI's taxonomy places the organism in Eukaryota, Metazoa, Arthropoda, Insecta, Hymenoptera, Eulophidae. Gene Ontology annotation, molecular function: RNA polymerase II transcription regulatory region sequence-specific DNA binding; DNA-binding transcription factor activity, RNA polymerase II-specific. Gene Ontology annotation, biological process: regulation of transcription by RNA polymerase II. The record is from RefSeq and is a predicted model, not a curated record. Gene Ontology annotation, cellular component: nucleus. The coding region runs from base 500 to 1348 and encodes 282 amino acids. The transcript has 2 exons.
UAUUGCCCCGACCGCGACUGUUUGUAUUACGUAGCAAACAAGUCGAGUGCCAAUAGGUAAGUGUUGAAUGUUGGGAAUGCACGUAACUAACGGAUCUAACCUUGAACCAUUUUCUUUGCAGGCCUAAUAAAAUAAUUUGUCCACCCGAGUCGACACUUCGCUAACGAAAGCGCGUUGUCCAAGCGAUAACAAUUAUCAAACUAGACAGACUACUACGACAUGUAAACUGCACAAAAGACGUCAGUGAUAUCGUGCUAACGCUAAUUGCUUGUCUAUACACCAGCGCUCCAGACCCGCGACUGAAACACAGAAAGGCAAAAGUACCGUCGUCCAGCAGCAACCGAGAGGACACGGCCGUCGACUUCGUAGAGUUUGCGAGCCAGAGCAGCAGCAGCAGCAGCAGCCGCCGUCGUCGUCGGUGAGCGAGGCCGCGACGUCGGACCGUGGCGCGCGGGAAAGGCGGCGCGAGCGCAAGCGGCCCAGCUGGCUGCGGAACAGCAUGCAAGAAUUCGACAAAGUUGCUUGCAUCUGUCCGUUCUGCGAUAAGAUCUUCUCGGACGAGCGUAAGGUUGCCAAUCACGUUCGCAACGUCCACCGAAGGCGGUUCAAGUGUGACCUCUGCCGCAGACAGUACUUCAGUGCGGAGGCCCUCGAGGCUCAUCGCAAGACCCACAACACCGACUCGCACUUCGAGUGCGCGAUCUGUCACCUCAAGUACAAGCGCGAGGAGACUCUGCAGUCGCACUUCGUUCGCGUGCACAGCGACAUGGAAGAGAAGUACGUGUGCGAUCACUGCGGCAAGCGCUACAAGCUCAAGCAGGACCUGAUGCUGCACAUCAAUCAGGUGCACAUGUGCACCUAUCAGAUUUGCCGCUUCUGCGGCAAAGUGGUGAAGAACGUCAAGGCCCACGAGUGGCACCACCAGAAGAAGCUCGACCGCGAGCACGACGCCAAGAUCUAUCCUUGCGGCCUCUGCUUCAAGAAGUUUCUCAGCGAGUCCAAGCUGGAGAACCACCUGAUGCGCCACGUGCAGCGCUACAGCUGCAACCAGUGCGGAGAGUCGUUCCCGGGGCCCAGCCAGCUCAUGAACCACAAGACCAAGCACAAGCCGGCCACGCGCUGCUCCAUCUGCGGCCGAAGCUUCGCCUCGAGAAGCAACUUUUAUCAGCACGUGCUGAUGCACGCUAAGGUUCGGCCCUACAAGUGCGAUAUCUGCCAGGACGGCUUCACUCAGAGGUCCACGCUCAUCCGCCAUCGCAGGACACACCCCGGCCCGCUGCCUCGGGCCCCACCGCCCGUUGUGCCCAUCGCCGAGCUCGCCAGGAAGGUCCUCGACAAUUGGUACUGACCGCCUCGGCUUGGCGACUCCAGCCAAACCGUGCGCCAACUUUUAUCGUGCCUAAGUAGUCUUUACGUUUUGGCUUCCGACAAGUCGAUUCCGUCCAAUAACGCUUGCCAGUCAAGAUGACCUCACUGUGCGAGCAGCCCGUCUUGCCCGAGUCAACCGUCUCUUCGACUGUUUCGCGCCCCAACGAACGAUCUGCUGACGGAUGCUCAAUUCAAUCGCUUUUCUCAUUAUUCAACAUAUACACUCACGUAUAUCUCAUGUAUCGUAUAGGUUUUUAACGCGCUACAUUACAAUACCGUCCAUACGUACUUAACCAACCUACACAGUAUUUUUUUUUAAUAGUCUCAAGAUAUUUUACUUGGAUGUCAACUUUUCGAUGCUAUUUCUACUAAGGUUUUUGUCUUUAAUAGAAAAACAAAAGAUGUUGCAGUGAUCUAAAGUACAGCGUUUAUGGUGAUUGAACUUACUGGGAAUACUAGAAGAGUUACCGCGACACGCGCAUCACUGAUUGAGCCACUGUAGCUUCAGUUUUGAGGAAAUUCCUUAUAAGCUACUGAACUAUUUGAAACGUAGCAAAAUAUAAAAAGUGAAAAUUGUUAGACUUACGGGCUAUUUUCGCCUAACCGGUCAAAAUGGGCAUGCGACUAAUCUUGUAAGGGGGACAACGACCUAACAAUGUAGAGACCUCGUAGUAUCAGCGAAUGAAGUCUAAGAUAAAAUUUUCGGAUAAGUUUAAGCCGUUACGCUGUUUUAAAGGUUGUCAAUGAGGUGGCCAAUAACAAAUUUAUGUCGCCAAUAAUGGCUUAUUGAAGAUUGAAGAUCUAUUACAUUGCUUAAUUACAGGAUAUUUUCGGUCAUGAAUAACAAGUGCAGACGGCCGCCGUGUCUUGCAUUUUUUCUCACACAACAAUUUUUUCGAAACAUUACAGUCAAAUAUUACUGGCGUGGUCGCGUGUCAUGGUAACUCUGCUAGGUAGUCAUUGAUACUUUUGCUACUACAACUUUGACGAGUCAGUCAAGAGCCAAACCUUUGCAAUUGUUGAUGUUCUUACCAAUCUACGAAAUGAUUAAUUUUAUCGUCAAAGUGCCAAACCUAUGAAAUAAUAAUUAGCUCUCAAAGGACUAUCUAUAAUUCGUUAUCCCGGCAGAUAUGAUGACUGAACUUGUUCUUUUUAUAUUCGUUUUAUAAUUUUCGCUAGCCCAUACUCGCUGCCAAUUACAAUCGCAAUAACGUGCGAACAUAGAUAGCUUUAAGUAUAAUUUUUUCUACACUUACCUUUAUAUUCCAACUGUAUCUAAAACAUAAUCUCAAUAAACUGAAUGCAAAGUCUAUCCGACUGCCUUGUCUAUUUGUCGAGUUGGUCUAUGGUCCAACAGAGAACGGACAAACGAACGAACACGCGGACGAGCCAACGAGCAACAAAUAAAGCAAGCAAACAAGCAAACAAGCAAACAAACAAACAAACAAGCAAACAAACAAAAAGACGAGCAAGCAGUAAAUUUGUAUUUUCUCGUGUAGGUAUGAGCGCAGACCAAUCCAACUGACGUAUGAUCCUU